AAUAAUUUUUAACUAAAUUUUAUUCUAUAAAGCUAAUGUGCACAGCACGCUAUUCCUAACUGGUAGACUAUCAUUCCACAUUGAAGAUGGUGUGUUAUAAACUGGGGGAAUCUCAUUUCUUGCUUGUUUUAACAUGCUUGUGGUUGUGGUUGUGGUGGAGUACUCGUAUCCACGUUAUUGCUGCAUAUCACAGUUUGAGGCCCGGUGAUACUCUGAAUUCCACAACCGAACUGUGUUCUGAAAACGAUAAAUAUUGCUUGGGUUUUUCCCAAUUUAGUUCUGCUCAUAACAGCACUUAUUUGCGGAUAUACGCCAAAGGAAAAGGUGACUGGAACAUGUGGAUUGGUAAUAGAAACCAACCACUUGACAUGGAUUCCGCAGUUCUGUCGCUGAGCCACUCUGGAGUACUGAAAAUAGAAUCCAAAGACAUGGAACCUAUCAUCCUUUACUCUUCAACGCAGCCGUCGAACAACACUGUGGCAACAUUGAUGAACACGAGCAAUUUUGUGUUGCAACGCCUUCAACCCGGUGGGACUGAGAGUACUGUGUUGUGGCAAAGUUUUGAUUAUCCUACUGAUAAGUUGCUCCCUGGGAUGAAGUUAGGAGUCAAUCACAAAACUGGUCGCAAUUGGUCUCUAGUUUCGUCAAUGGGUUAUGCUAACCCAGCUCUUGGGGCAUUCAGGCUUGAAUGGGAACCCAGAAGAAGAGAAUUACUCAUCAAGCAACGAGGACAAUUGUGUUGGACAAGUGGAGAACUCCGAAAAAACAUAGGAUUCAUGCACAACACGCAUUACAUGAUUGUCUCAAACGACGACGAAAGCUACUUCACAAUUACAACUUUGAAUGAAGAGUUAACAAGAUGGGAGCUAUUAAAAACUGGGCAGUUGAUUAAUAGGAAUGGAGAUGACAAUGUUGCAAGGGCUGAUAUGUGUUAUGGGUACAACACAGAUGGAGGGUGCCAAAAAUGGGAGGACAUACCCUUCUGCAGAAAUCCUGGUGAUGCAUUUGAACUCAAAGAAGUUUACCUCAAUUUAAACCUGAAAAAUUUUCUGGCUAAUUCGAGUUAUAGCCCGAGUGAUUGCCGGGAUACUUGCUGGAAAAAUUGUAGUUGUGAUGGAUUCACAGAUUAUUACGAUGAUGGAACUGGUUGUAUAUUCGUGUAUUUAAAUUUAACAGAAGGUGCUGAUUUUGCAAGUGGGGGCGAAAAAUUUUACAUAUUGGUAAAGAACACCCAUCACAAAGGUACAAAAAAGUGGAUAUGGAUAAGUAUUCUAAUAGUAGCUGCUCUAUUUUCAAUAUGUGCUUUCAUUCUGUAUCUGGCCUUAAAGAAAAGAAAACUUCGGUUUGAAGAUAAAAACAGAAAAGAAAUGGAAAUUAAUAAGAUGGAAGAUUUAGCAACUUCAAAUAGAUUCUACGAUGCCAGAGAUCCUGAAGAUGAGUUCAAGAAGAGACAAGAUCUAAAAGUAUUUAGCUACACAUCAGUUCUGUUAGCAUCCAAUGAUUUUUCAACUGAAAACAAGUUAGGACAAGGAGGAUUUGGACCUGUUUAUAAGGGAAUCCAACCAAAUGGGCAAGAAGUUGCCAUAAAAAGACUUUCUAAAACAUCUUCACAAGGAACUGCGGAAUUCAAAAAUGAACUAAUGCUUAUAGGUGAGCUUCAGCACAUGAAUCUUGUACAACUACUUGGAUACUGCAUUCACGGCGAAGAGAGGAUUCUAAUUUACGAGUAUAUGCAUAACAAAAGCUUGGAUUUCUAUUUAUUUGAUGGUACUAGAAGCAAGCUACUAGACUGGAAGAAGCGUUUCAACAUAAUAGAAGGAAUUUCUCAAGGAUUACUCUAUCUUCACAAGUACUCAAGACUGAAAGUCAUUCACAGAGACUUAAAAGCUAGUAAUAUACUUCUUGAUGAGAAUAUGAACCCCAAAAUUUCUGAUUUUGGAUUAGCAAGAAUGUUUACACGACAAGAAUCCACAACUAACACUAGUAGGAUUGUUGGCACCUAUGGUUACAUGUCUCCUGAAUAUGCCAUGGAAGGAGUUUUCUCUGUAAAGUCUGAUGUGUAUAGCUUUGGAGUCUUACUACUUGAAAUUGUUAGUGGAAGAAGAAACACUAGCUUCUACGAUGGUGACCGCUUUCUAAAUCUAAUAGGACAUGCAUGGGAGUUAUGGAAUGAAGGUGCAUGUCUAAAAUUAAUUGAUCCAUCUCUAACUGAGUCACCUGAUCUUGAUGAAGUGCAAAGAUGUAUUCAUAUUGGUCUCUUAUGUGUAGAACAAAAUGCAAAUAAUCGACCCUUAAUGUCACAAAUCAUAUCAAUGUUAUCAAACAAGAAUCCAAUUACCUUACCUCAAAGACCAGCAUUCUAUUUUGGAAGCGAGACCUUUGAUGGGAUAAUAUCUUCUACAGAGUUUUGUACGGAUUCAACGAAAGCAAUAACCACUUCCAGAGAAAUAGAAUCAAGUUGACAGUGAACAUCAAUGGGGAGAAGAAGCACGAAACCAACUCCAUUUCUCUUAAUUUGCAAGGUGACAAUAAGGAGACCUUCACCAAUGACUGAAAUAUUAAAAAUUGGUGAAUUUUACAUAUUUGUGAUUGAUUUUGACGUGCUAGAUAACUGGGGUUUGGGUCCCUCCCCAAAAGAUCCGGUGAAGUCUAGGGUUUGAUUUUUCUAGUUUGAUGUUGUUUUGAUUCCAACAAAUAGGUUGUAUAAUCAAUUAUCCCCAGUUCCUUGCCCAUGCUUAAGUAUUAAUUUCUUCUUCUGGUGGUUUAAUGUUUCAUUUUGUGGAUUUGUGAUCGUGCGACAUGGUAAAUGGCGUUGCAUGUUGUAUUUGGAAAUUGAUGCCCAUGCAUGAAGAUUUACAACUCAAGGAUCCUUUAACCCUUGAGUUGGACAUGUUGAAUCUUCAAGUCUUAUAUUACUAUUAUUAUUAUUAUUAUUAUUAUUA
Glycine soja is the source of this 2942-nucleotide messenger RNA. RefSeq names its product G-type lectin S-receptor-like serine/threonine-protein kinase At1g67520. The record is from RefSeq and is a predicted model, not a curated record. Gene Ontology annotation, biological process: protein phosphorylation. Gene Ontology annotation, molecular function: protein serine/threonine kinase activity; ATP binding. The transcript is spliced from 8 exons. Bases 87 to 2462 code for a protein of 791 amino acids. Lineage: Eukaryota; Viridiplantae; Streptophyta; Magnoliopsida; Fabales; Fabaceae.